AUGGGUCCAGCUUCGUUCGACAUGGCACAUCGGCGUCUUACAAACCUCUCCAUCGACACAAACACGUUUCACGGACAGACAGCUCUGAUCUCCCCACCAGAGUCAGCCAACAGUGCUCGUCGUAGUUCUUACGACAUGAGCUUUCAUCAUGAUCCUCUUUCGUAUCAUCCCAACACCCCUGUGCAUUUUACUGGCCAAGACAUCUACAACGUGACCCCGUCGGAGAAGUUGAAGAUUGUUCUUCAUCAGCAAUAUCCUCCAAGCCCCGUGGACUUCGCUCAAGGUCAACAACACUAUACGACAGCAUGUAACUCACCAACAUGGACCUCGUCAAUGACCUUCACCCAGAAGCCAGAAGUGGACACGUCUUUCUAUCAGGACAGCUCGACGUUGUUGUCCACUGAUCAGGACUGGAACAGCUCGAUGAGCCAUUAUUCUCAGGUCGACUACGCCCCCGAUCCCAACUCUCUGUUCAUGCUGCCUUCCCAAGACCCAACAGCAUCGUUCAUGACAGACGUCGACUCCUCUCAUCAUGAACACCUACCGACAUUCAUUACACCCAGCCAGGCGGUUCAUCAACCAGAGAUGAUUGACUACAGCCUGAGCGUAUCCGGUUGGGGCGGCCUCCAGACCCCUGUGCAUGACAGCAACACCCUGCACUCUUCUUCUCCUCCAGAGUUCUCUCCUGUGACCCCUACCACUCUUGAGUUCUCGUUCGAAUCAUCUUACGUCAAGAAUGAAACCUCUCCUGCUUCUUCUUUCUAUGGCAGCACUUCUCGCUCCAGCCUCUCCAAGAAAGGCCGCAAGAUGAGCAAAGCCGACAAGCGCCGCGCGAUCUGCAAAAGCGUUCCUCUGUCCAAUUCGGCCAAGUCCUCCAUCACGUUCUUGACCGACGAGAAGUCCGAAGAAUUCUUCUACACCGGCAAGGAAGGCAGACAGAACUUAAAAAACGACGCAAAUUCCAAGAAACACAAAUGUAAAUUCCCCACAUGCGAACAAAGCUUUGCCCGCUCUGAGCAUUGUAAGAGACACGAAAACAGUCACUCCAAGGAACUACAUUUCUCUUGCUACAUCUGCGAUCAUCGUCUUGACCCCAACGAGCCCAAAUCCCGCUGCUCAGUUGGCAAGGCAAACAACGGCAGGCAGAAUCGCCACGACAACUCUCGCUCCCACCAUUGGACUCAUGUCAAGGCUUAUCUUGUGAUCCACGACGCUCUCGUCCGCGAGCGCAACAAGACGGCUAACAAGAAGUCCAAGGGUCGCAAUUGGCCCAUCUCACCUGAGCAAAUGCUCAAGUUGGUUAGAGCGAGAGAUACGCCUCAGCAGCAGGAUGUGGUGCUCAAGUUCCUGAACGGAGAGGCUGGCAAGGACUUUGGUGUUCACAUCCUUUGGGAGGAGGAUGGGUGUCCCGUUGUACCUUGUCCUGAGACUGUGGGAGCAGGAGGUUGUGGGAUGUGUAGGGCUAAGCAGGGCAAGGGGAAGAAGUGA
Molecule: messenger RNA, 1488 nt
Organism: Aureobasidium namibiae CBS 147.97
Lineage: Eukaryota; Fungi; Ascomycota; Dothideomycetes; Dothideales; Saccotheciaceae
Exons: 1
Coding region: 1-1488 (495 amino acids)
Source: RefSeq, a predicted model, not a curated record